CACAUGUGGCUGCUCAGAAUAACUUCUGUGCCAACUUUCCUGGCUUGAAUUCUCAACAGAAAUCACAAUCACAAACUCAAAUGGGUUUCUCCAAUGGCCGGUCCACUUUCUGGACCAAGUGUCCAUUGUAUUGUUAAGUACCAGUAUUAUACAGAAAUACUUAAUAGAUCUAUUAACUGCCAAAAUUGCAAGAAGGCCUUCGUUGCAUGUGAUUCAGGUGUUGUUCCACUGGGAAGUAACAUGUGUCAGCCAAUCUUUCCCCAACAAGGAGUUGCUCAGAAUCAGGGUGCUUGCAAAGUUGAUCAACGGUCUCAAAGGAGUUUUACUACCGAGCAUGUUUUUACAGCCUUUACUCCAAAUGCAGUUCGUGCUUCUGAGGCUGGAACGAGAAAGGUAAAUGAUAAAAGAGGAAGGAAGCAAACUGUAGAAUCCUGUAAAAGCAGUAACGAGUGUGAUGAGGAUAUUGUUAUUGAAGGCAAUGGUGAUCUUAUGGCUAGAAAGAAGUUCAAUUCUCAAGUUGAGCAGAAUACGUGGAGAUCUGGUUAG
Molecule: messenger RNA, 546 nt
Organism: Hibiscus syriacus
Lineage: Eukaryota; Viridiplantae; Streptophyta; Magnoliopsida; Malvales; Malvaceae
Exons: 2
Coding region: 94-546 (150 amino acids)
Source: RefSeq, a predicted model, not a curated record